Molecule: messenger RNA, 12269 nt
Organism: Varroa destructor (honeybee mite)
Lineage: Eukaryota; Metazoa; Arthropoda; Arachnida; Mesostigmata; Varroidae
Source: RefSeq, a predicted model, not a curated record
UGUAGGAACACCACUUGCCGUCGUAGAAGCAGCGGCAGCCACAAUAUUCAAUAACACCGAGCGACACGAACCUUGUUCUGAGUUGUUUCGUGCGGUCGUAUUUGUUGCAGCAAGUAAUUGUACCAGUAUCGAGUACUCGAAUUGAGUUCAUCUGGCCAGCCACAGCUGACGACAUGGCAAACGCUGUCGGCCCCAACUCCAGCUGUUGUUCGCACCCAUCUGGCAAGUGAAAGCUGCAUCCGAACUUUACUGCACCGUAUUAGCGUUUGACUAUAAACUGUGUGAUUGCAACUCGGGAGCUGUAUGAGUGAGUUUAUCUACGUGAAAGUGCGUCCAGCGGCCAGCCCGAUGUGGCGCGCAUGCAUCGCGGUGCACUGUUGCCUGCGAUGGGAGGGCUGCCCCGCCGUGUGCCCCCUUCGCCCGGUAUCGCUUUGCUCGUGACGCCUCCGCCACAAAUUGGCCCGCCAAAUGGCAACACAUCCUAUUCUGGCUCGACCAGCAGUGGCACCGGGACCAGCGGCGGAGGAGCGAGCGGUACAAAAAAGCAGCAGGGCAAUCAAGGGGCACAAGGUGCGGCUGGAGGCGCCAACCACAAAUGCUCUCGGUGCAAGGCGCGGCCCAAAUCCGGAUCCGGCAGCAGUUUGUGCAUACGAUGCAAACUGCAGCGCGAGUACUGUUCGCCGAGGGGAGGCUUUGCUGGACCCAAGAAAAAGGUCCCAAUGACAGCGCUGCCAAUGACGCCUUUGUCGUCAACGGCACCAGCUUUGUCGCCGACUAUGGAAUCACGAAACGAUAUAUUGCAACUGACGCCGCCAACAUCGCAACAGCUUACUCCAACUCCGAAUACACCCAGUGGGAUUUCACCGUCUACUGGGAUGCAUCUCGGACAGGCACCUACAUUGUCGCAGAAAACGGAAAUUAAUAACGUCGUAAGUCCACCGUUGGACGUGAAACCGUUGAUCAUUCACCUUGAGGUGGCCGGGGACCUCUCAAGGAGCUUGCAGUGGGCCACCUUAGGAGAUCAGGAAGACUUGACAGAAACAACGUGGCCUCAAUGCAUGGAGGAAUUAGAGCGCGAAACAGACGAUUUUAGGCCAGAGUCAUUAAAUCAGGUUUUGUCUGUGAGUGAAACGAGUCCAACGCAUCCAGAACGAGUUGAGCCCUGUCCAGCUAAUGUAGCGCUACCUGCAGAGAUCGUGGGUGCAAUGAGCACCAGCGGCGGGUCUGGUAGAGCUCGACUGGGUCUUGCUCGAUUACCUGCCAUAUUAUCACUACCUGAGGGUCCGCAAAGUCCAUCCGAAUUGACGCGCAAGCAACCUUCCAGAACAUUGCCCCCAGCCAUUGCUUCACAGUCAGUCCACACGAUCAACGGGAUCGGACCCCCUAAUCCAAAGAUGUCGCCGGCGCAGGGCGUAGUGGUGACUUUGAAUAUUCCAGACAGAGAACUUUCGAACGACAUCUCAAACAAGCACUGCACUAAUUCCCUCAGGCAAUCUGUUACUACCACGACCGGAACAGAUUGCGUUAUAGGUGACACUCACCAAAUCUCACUAACGGCAACCUCUCCGAAUCAACAAAUAUACGUCCCGAUGGUUUCGGUGACGACGACAGCAGCAUCUACUACACUAAGUACAGCCUCCUAUGAAACGCCAAUGUCAUUCCAUAAUCACAGCGACGGCGUCCCGUGUCGAGUUGAUGCUGACGUCUGGCGAAGCCACGUAAGGAGAGCGGUUCGCUCCUACACAAUCUAUCUAGAAGAAGCUUUCUCGGCUUUGCUUGAAUCUCCUUCCGAAAGCAAAUGGGUCACGGUGCUUAGCGUCUUUCAAAAAAAGACUGUACUCUCCAAGAUUCUUCAGCGAUUAUCCAUUCUGCAGAGAGCCCUGCUGCCCCCCGAAGAGCACACGUCGUUGCGUCGGGUAUCCCGAAGUGCUGAGCAGCUCUUCAAGGCAAUGAGUCGGUUACGAGGUGAGAUGGCUGCAGCACGAAAUACGGAACAGCGUUUAGGUCACAGCGCCAUUUAUCCAUUAGGCCAAGCAGCAAGUUAUCCCACUUCACCUCUUGUAGGUGACUCCACCAAUAUCAACGAUUAUAGCUCGCUUACGUCCAACGGACUUUGCCCCACUGCCAUCCCUUUGGAUACAACCGGGGACAGUUUCAGCAGUAAUACUUGCGGCAUUCAGCCAGCAACUGCCAGAAGUUCGCAUCUGGACGUUAACUCGUUCAUCUAUCAGUCAGGUAAACAGCAGCAGCAACAGAUGCCGCAAUUAAAAUCGUCACCAAUCGUGAGUAGGAACUCUCCAGUUUACAACGCCGUUCCCGCAACUAGCGCACCAGUUGAUGAAAGCUUUUUUGCAAGUGGCAUUUCACUGCCCGGCACCUUCAUAACAACACAGAAAUCUCUAACGGAGGAAGCCGAUGACGAAAUUUCGAAAAUUCUCGCAAAGCUUAAAAAAGAAGAUCGUUGCACCAUACCACAGGUGAUGACUACGAACAGUUCAUUAUCAUCAACACGGACUGGCUCGUUAUCUCAAGCACAACAGGUGAACACUGCUCCAUCCUAUCCGCUCAUAACGAACGGCUCAACCGUAAUGGGACACAGUUCGUCAAAGAUCGAUGCGCUUCCAUCAUGUACACGAAUUACGUCGGCGUCGUCAGCGGUUCAACAACAGACCGCCACUGAAGUUGGAGUACCUGCUCAAUUGAUGGCAAGACUCUUAUCUCCAGAGUUUUCUUCACAACCAGAAGCAUUUGUAGGUUCGACAACUUCAAACGAUACUCACAGUUCGAUGGGCAGGUAUAACGAAACAUCUGUAAAUCAAACUACUGAAUCACUGAAUCAGACAUAUGCGAACAUCGCAGCUAGGGAAACGAACUCUACUCAACGCCCGUUUGGCCAACAGCAAGCGAGCAACGCUGGAGGCGCUUCAAUAGGAAAUAGGCGGUUAUAUUUUUACGACAUAUCAAGACCUCUCAGUCAAGAUUCGAACCAGCAGUCCUGGGAGCUGGCACAGUCACAGCAGGCCAUGGUCAAGACGGAAAACAGGACCAUGUUUUCUCCAUCGCUGCCAAAGAAACCUCAUGUGGAAAUCUCCCGGAGUGCCGUCCCUAUAGUGGCAGCGCCUCAACUGCGAAGCCUUCUAGCUAGAAAAUCUCCAGCUACGAAUUAUUUAAAGUCGACGCAAAACCAAUGCUUCAUGAACAGCAGAGUGCAGGCGGAUUCUUUGGCAACGCCUUUGACAGUGGACGUUCUCCAGUUAAGCCAACAUCAACGGCUAUAUCUGAGUCCCACCCAGGAGAUAACAGCAUACAACAAUGAAGCGCCGAAGCCUCAAAAAGUGCUGCCAAGUUUACCUGCCUUUAGCUCAUCAUUACAACAGAAGUCACUAUAUCAGCGAGGCUCAGGAGCUUCUGACUACAGCCUCGCAACGCAACUGCAUGAUCAGCAACAACAACAUGGCCAGGUGGAAAAAGUAUUACCUCCGCUAUCCGCAAGUACUCAGGCGGUAGAUCAGGCAUCGAUGGCGAACGUUGAAUUGCCACUUGCUCAACAGUCACGACAGGUGGUCGGUACCAUCCCACCAAAUACAAAUGGCGUUUGCGCAGGUCUUCCCGGGCCGGUAAACGAUACCGCGAUGUCGAAUUGUAGUGCGCUGAACGGACUCGAUCUGUUCGACGCGCAGACUGACGGCUCGCCGCUAACGGGCCCAUCGUCAAUAACAGAAGGGCCUGGAUACCCAUCUUGGCCAGCUGUCCAGUGUUCUGCUCCACUUGGAGAGGCUGUACCUAAUACAAAAGGCUGAGCGCCUUAGAAAGGACCUGCAUUGGCGCUAUAUCGAGCUGCGAUGUUCAGAAUGCUUUGUUGCACACCGCCCACGGAUCACGAUGUGUGCAUCGAGUGUACAGAAGACCGUCAAUCCUAAACGGUGUUGCUGCGACCUUUUGUAAUCGUCCAAGUUGGCAAGGUGGACGAAGUUUUGCAAAGAAGGCUCUUGGAGCCCUCGUUAAAGACAGAUCACGUUCGGAGCUUCGUGUCAUGGCACUUUCAUUCUACAAAGCAGGCAUGCAGAGUUACUCCAUACAAAUAUGUCGUAAGAGCGAUGCAGCUAUUCAUUGAAGCUAGUGUGCGUUCAGGCCAAGUGCAAUGUUGCAACAUUUGUUACGAAUACGUAAAGUUAAUUGGAAGGUCAUUGGGUGGUCGUUUUCUCAAUGGUGUCGCAAGUUAGUGCUAAUUGAACUUGCUCUCGUAGAAGUUAUGGUGUGCGAGACGUAACGCAUUUGGCUGGAAAUGACAUUCUUGUCGACGGGGUAAGCUUCCUCAGUCAUCGAUUCUAACGUUACGCAAAAAAGAACAUUCACUCUAGUAGCAUUCGUACACAUUUACGUUAGCCAUUUAUUAAUAUAUUCAUUUAGCUGGUCGGUCGAUUUGUCAGUAGAAGCUGGAACAAGGCCGGCCCUCGGAUCCGAGUUUAAAGGGACAGGUCUGUUGUAAAUAUUUGAUGAGCGACUCUAUUCUUAAUUCUAUGAUUACGCUCCAUCCACUACUGGUAUAUAAUCAAUAUUCAUAUUAUGUUAUUAUUAUAUUAUUCAGAUCGGAUACAACAUAUUCGUAACUUUAUUGUGCUUAUCUAGAUAAGUAAGGCUACCGAUCUGGUAUAAAAGCUAUCACGAUUAUUAUUAUGAUUAGUAUCUUUAAUCUCAGAUCGUCCAAAGGCAACUAUCGCUACAACAGUUACCUAAACAGUGGAAAAUGCGGAUUCACGAUUCUUUUGUUUGCCAGCAGCAAGUUUGAAUUAAUUUUUUCGAUAGGUUCACAAUUUAGGAAACGACUCAGAAGUUGAGAUAAAAUCCAAAUUAACCUGUUAUCUACAAAAUACGUAUAAGACGAGAUAGACUACCUUCUUCGCAUAUCCGCUCAGUAGUUGUUGCUCUGAAUUGUUUGGAACGAUCGCGCAAACAUUGGCACCGCCCCUCGUAGUGCCCCAACGUGCCUCGUGUAGUCGUUCGGCGAUGUACAUACCCAGGAGUAUAUAUAUAUACAUACAUACAUGAUUAUAUAUACGUACAUAUAUUAGUUUAUACCUGCGGACGAUUUUACUCAUAUGCAUUAUACAUAAUAUAUACAUGCAGAUCGUGUGAUCUGUGAUCAUCACUUGACCUAGAAUUGACGGCUGGCUAUAGUGUGCCACCUGUGGCAACCGGAGAAAUUCUGCGAGUUUACAAUACUUUCGCUUGCACGCUCGGACAGCUUUCUGCGUUGAUAGAUUUACGCGCCUUGUUUUCGUAAUAUCCUACCUCAUAUUACCGCUAGUUAUUCUCCUGUGUUCCCCGUACGAUAUUUAUCGCAACGCCGUUCUCUUAAUAACCUAACCUACUAUAAAUAAAUUAUUACUACUACUUCCGUUAACAUUACGCAGCUGUUGCUCGCCUUUUUCUAACGUGGUCUCCCAAACUGUUUGUGUCCUAGUUGAGGGAACCUUAACAAUAGCAGCAGUGUCCGACUUUGUUCGUGUUCAAGUACAUCAGGUUUCCAUUGAAACGGGACUUUGUCUCGUUUUAGGAGCAAUAUCGAAGCUUCAAUCGCUCGUUUCGCCUGUCAUCUAUUGUACUUAAAAUGCGGUGUACCUAUAUAUUUGAAAGAUUGUUUGUUGUGGGACGUACCAGGACAAAUUAGAACUAUAAGCGCGGGCUUUAAUCUAUGGUGUGACAUCUCUGUUUAUGUGACUCCAAUACCUAACGGGACAUUCUUGGUUAAUGCUUGAACUUGUCCGAGUUUCAGCUAGUCCGGUGAAUUAGAAGGCGGAGAUGCGGGACUUCAACAAAAAAGUUGCAAUACUCUUCGAUUUCAAGUGCAAACGAAUGCUUGCUUUUACCCCACCUAAUAUAGCAGCAGGAUGAUUGGAACGGCAACAUAGGUAUACGUAAUUGUAAUGAUGGUUAUGUCCUUUCUAACCCAGUCCAGUUAAUGACACUAUGUCCGAGCAACUAGUCACAAUGCGAGUUUUUCAAGGGAAAAAAUCGAAAUGUUGUUGUUGUUAUUUUAACGUUCGUGGAUAGCUAGCCAUAGCGACGAUUUUAUGUUAUUACUUUUGCACGAUCUGGUGUAUCGCAACGCUAUUCCUGGCAGCUUCCGUGCUUUGUCGCAUUGUACUAUGCAUGUAGCUUGGUAAAUUUUCUGUUUCAAUUAUCCACUGGUUUCGUCGCGCGUGAGAUCGGCAUGGCACUUGCCUUCACGUUUCAGGCUGCUCAGUCACCUCGCCUAUUGACGGCCUGUCGAACUCGGUCUGCCGUAGCGGCAGACAAUGACGCUAUCGCUCCACUAUAGAAACGGUUGCUGAAGGCGGUUAUCGAUAUGGCGUUCUUGCGCAAUGAAAGAGCGUAAGCCUUUUGUAGAAGAAGUGAGAUUGAAUGGCUGGAGAACAGAGCUCUGUAGCGAAUGCCAUUGCUUAAGAAUUAAUCUGUAUUGCUAGUACUACUGUCGUUUACAUGAAAAACACAAUAAAGUUUGAGCCUAGUCGUAAGUGGAAAAGCGAACCAGAGACGGAUACGGCUUUUAGUGCAGUUGUCUAACACUAUCAGACUCUUCCAUACGUGUCCUUUCUCCAUAGUACGAUUGCCUGCAAGUCAAUAUUGACAGCAGAGAAGGUCUUUCAUCGACAUCGAACAAUUAGAGCAACAAUGAUCAUGUCCUAGUGCAGCUAGUAUUGUGUUGAGAAGGGCAACAAAUAUUUCGGGCACUCUAUGAAUCGAAGAAGUGAUUUUGUCGUUGACACUUUGGAAUGGUUUGCUUAGAGGCUCGGUGUGACGCCGUAAUUCUCCCAGCCAUUUAUGUGAACUGGAUAUCAGUUAUCUAUUGAACCACGGCCUGUUAUUUGGACUAGAGAUAUUGAAAUUUUUAAUAUGCAAGCGUAUUUCAAUGUGCUCAGUAAUGAUCUCCUUCAUAAAAGGCUCAUAUGGGAAAUAAAUUUUUCUAGCAAUGCUCGUCUUCUUUGGCUGGAUGAAAAAUUUUAGCGGAACCUGCUAUGAUUUUUUACAUUUAGCCUCAGCACGAUCUUCUGUUGUGCAUCAUUAUAUAGUUUCGUGUACGAACAAGCGACAAUUAAUUUUGAAUCAGUUAGGGCAAUGCGUGUAUCGUGAUCGCCAGUAAUAUCAGAUGGAUGGUUCUUUGAGCAUUGUGCUCACUUGCCCCCCAUAUCCCUGACGUCAGAACUGCUGCUGAACGCUCAUAACCAUCGUCGACAUGUUGACGUUGGGAUUUGACCCAAUGCAAAACGUCUGUGCAUCCUGUACAAAACUCCAACUGCUACAUUCAGCUGCAGCAGUUAAUUUAAUUCGAUAGGCGAAUGGCUCGUGAACGUAAGCCAGGAGCGAAACGAAGCUGGCUGGUCGCGAGUGGUUCUAUGCCGGUGUCCUGUUAUGCAUUGGCCGACCGGUUUGUGGUCUACCAGUUGUCCCUAUACAGUACACUAAAUAAUCCACGCUACACACCAUAUAUAGACUGACGCUUCAAACUCAUUGAGAGCUACGAGCUCUCGAUUGAAAAUGGCUGCUGGAUCCUCGCGUACGGAUGCAUGAUCCCUCGGUUACAAAUCAACAACUGGAAACGAACGGAAGAACGGCUUUUCGGGAAAGUAGUCCGAAAGGAUGAACACGAUUAGACGUACAACAGUUAGGCGAGAACGUACGAAUGUCCGAAUAACGUAAGCUUAACUACGGGAGACAGACUUCAAGCAACGCUAUACGUUUGCUGCGCUUCUUUCUCUCUCUUCAAUGAUGUGAACAGCAAAUGUCAUCGUUAAUCAAUGCUCGUCCCAAACCGCCAACGUAAUAAUAUCUAUAUGUUAUAUGUGGGGCGGGUCAGCAACGUGUUCUGUGUUCUUGCUAAUAAGUAGGCGUGCGUAUCCGCGGGAGUACAUGCAUUUAUGAACACGGCUGAUGGCGACUCAGUCAGGGCUACUUACGGACCUUUCAUGAGGCGGCAGCGAACACGAGCAGACCUUUUGUCCUCUUUAUGUUAUUUAUGUUUGUAGCAUUUGUGUUCUUUGUAGCACAAGCGUGUGAAUGCCUUUUUAUGUUGCCCCAAUCGGCGCGAAUUCUGCAUUAUUCCCCUGUUGUUAUUAUUCUAGGUCUUGUUGUCCCAAUUAUUUUUGGCUACAGGCGUACUGGGUGAACAGAAAGGAAUAGUGAAGUCGCCAAACGAAGCGAUGGGCCAAUACUUUAAUCGGCAACGAUCUUGUAAAGCAAAAAAGAGUAAAAGCCUUGCUUCUUUGGUCGGUUGAUCGCGCUUAUACGACAAACAACGUCGGAUGCCUAUUUCAAUUAACGACUGUUCCGACAUCAUUUGCAGAAUGCACACGUCAUCUUCCUUUGCCAUAAAGUCUCAGAUGUACUGUUUUCCGUCUGAGUGGAACCUUUCGUUGUUGUGUAGCAAUAUCGUGUCGUAUGGUGAAGCUGAGCUAGACUUUUGCUCUCAAUUGUUAUUGGUCUCAAAUGAAGUAGUCAUAAUUAUUUAGGUACACCCUUCAAAUGUUCCAAUGGUCACUGACAUCAUGUUGAUUGUUACUAUUUAUUUGAUUCAAUUAUGUUUUCAGUUCAUUAGUCUGUAUCGUUUAUUUCUUCUCCUUUUGUUUUUUAUUCCAGUUGUGUCUUUUUUAGCCAUACCGUUGCAUGUGUGCUCUGUGCAAUAGUGGGGGCAAGAUCAUGGAUCUAACCACGUAGCGUAUGUUAUUAGUUGUUCGAAUUUGUGAACACCGUGUUUACUCAUGCAGUAAUGAAUAAUUUCUCACAGUUGUCCUUUGAUUGUGCUCACCAAUAACCCCUAAAUGUGGUAGAUGCGGCAUUUAGCGUUUUGUAGCUAGAAAUUCGAGUCUGCAGCUAAGCUGUAAGGUCGAAAGUGAUUUGUCUCGCUUAUUUUAGAUGCGUUUGUUUGGCAUGCGCAGCUAAGCAAUGCUUACAGCCGUUCUCUGGGAGUUAGCCUCGAAAUCUUAGCGGUCACAGUAAUUGCUGCACCGUGCGAUUUACACUUUUGUUUUUUUUCUUUACUGUGACGCCACGUUUUUUUGUUUGGAUUUCCUAGUACAAUCCCAUUUAUGCUUUAUGAAAUCGCAGACUGAUGACCCAGUUGGCUGUGGAUCAAUAAGACGUUCUACGUUCUAAUGGUCUAACUAACAUAACGGUCAUUUUCAUCAUCAUCGCUAACUCCAUGUACCUGCAAGUGUCGGACGCAUGCGAUUGUAUUCAUUUAUACUUUAACAUACACGUAAAAACAUAAAUAACCCUAUAUUUAUCAUAACAAGUAUCGUCUAUCAUAUUCUAGAAUAUGUGAAACGCAAAAAUAUUUUACAGUGGAACAUAUCCGUCUAUGAACAGGUAUCAUGAAAUACAAUUUGAACAAAAAAAUUAUAGAAAAUCCGAGGAAAUAGGUCGAUGAAACGUAGUGAAGAUGAAACGAAUGAGGUUUACAUUUAUUUGGAUACCUAGGUCUGUGAUGGGGGCGACGUUUGAAGACGAGAUGCGUAGGAAAGCUCAAAUUAUAGUCAAAACUAUUUGUUUAUUCUACGGCCGCUACUAGAUAGAAGAUAAAUGGGAGAUUAUCAACGGAGAUACAAAUUGUUCGGAAAAGCUCUGAUUGACUUAGAAGCAUUUUAUAAAUGAGUGCAUGAUUUGUUUCAUCGAACUAGCAAUAACUUCGGUUUUUGUGCCAAUAUAAUGAGCGUCGUUUAUUCUAUAAAUAUAAUCUCAAGCUAUUACCGGAUCAUUAUCGUUACCUCAAUAUAUGCCCUAUUUGUAUGAUGUUUAUUACCAAUAUUGGGAAGGCUGUAUAUUUUUUUAUGAUUUAUAGCAUUUAUUUUUCUCGUACAAUACGCGGCUAUAUAUACAUCAUGGUCAUUGCUCUGUCACAAAAUUACUCACACAAUUAACGCUAGUGUCACAAUACAUAUAUAUAUAUAUAUAUAUAUAUAUAUAUAUUCGGCCGAUUAUCUAUAUGAUAUUUACUCAGCAUUUACACAUAUAAAUAUACGCAUGUUGCUUUUUUGCCAUACUUUGGCCUUAUUAUUAGUUAUAUUUUUAUUAAUACUAUUAUUAUUAUUAUUGUUGUUAUGAUGCAGAAGAAAGCCUCAAAACUUUUGCAUUGUAAAUACAGAAGGAAUAAAAGAUAUAUAAUAUAUAUGCAUACACGUUGAUUGGAACAAACAAAUGGCUCCUACAAGCAAGAAAUAGCACGAAAUACACGUAGAGAUAUACAAUAAACAUUUUGUCAACAAACGAUUUAAGAGGCUAACGAGUUCAUGGUUGUUCCCCCGUUGUUAACAGCUGAUGAGCUAUUCAGUGGAAAAAAUUGUGAUACGGUCUUUGAUGAUCCUAAAUAAACUGGAAAUAAUAGAUAAUAAUUAAUUAUAGAAGAAGUGGUAUCGAGUCAAACUAGGAAAAGUAAUUGACUGACUAAUGUUUGCAGAGAUCGACUCCAUCGAGUCAAAAAUGUUGAAAAAGACUGAAAACUAAAACAAACCUAAUCUACCGCAGACCAGUGAUUUUUUCUGUACUUCUCCGAGCUCAGUUGUGUAAAAAUGCGAAAUAGCUAACCUAUUUUCCCCAUUAAUAAAAUAUAUGUGUAGCGUACUUUACAAAAACGCCAGUGUCCAACUGUUCGAAGUGGAGCAAAGCUCAUAAUAUCGAGGCGAUCGUUAAUUAGCGUCGACGACGCGUGUUUUGCUAGGUGUGUCAAUCGCUCGUAGAAACAAAUUGGGAAACAACCACUAUUGUAAAUGACAUGGCAUGGCAUGGCAUGGCAUACAGUCGUCCAUAGGCCGGAAAGUUAUAGUUGAGUAUUGUUUGCAUCAGAAACACACCCAUAUCCAAUAGACAGAAUUGUCUAAUACACAUAUGUUAUUAUGGGUUUCCACUCAAUACGUGCAGAUCGAUAUGCUCAGAUAUGGACAGCCCGUGUUACUGCUUCCUAUAUGACCCAGUUCGAAUGAGUUGAAAAUUUGCCGAAUGUAGUGAACAGCAGUCUGCGUUCAUUGAUCCAUUUGUGUACUAUGCUAUUUCUUCUAAUUCUGACCACCUGUCGAUCAGAUUCUAAGGGAGAUGCGUUCUAAAGCGCGACUAUAUAAUCAAGACGGGGUUUACUCGAUUUUGGCGCCGUGUCGUACGUGUUGCGCACAGCUUACAACGGCAGAGAAAAGCAGGGUUAGCAAUGGCAAUUAAAAUAACUAACAAUGGCAACAUUGUUGGUUAGUUUUUAAAAAUUUUAUUUACUCUUAUUGCCGAACCUAGCGUGCGUAUUUUUCAGAGCGGACUUUUGGAUUGACGCAACGGUUCGAACGUUUCGAUGUAUUACAACGACAAAAUAAAAACACAGUUUAAAACUUGCGAAAAAACCAUGUAAUCGCUCAACCGCAACUGCUAAGGAGGUCCUGCGUUCAUAUAUUUCUGGUAUGUAGUGCAAUCAACUGGCUCGCGGAAAAAACGUGAUCAUUUACGCAGGUACAUAAACACACAAGGAUUAUAGUGGUUUACAAUAACAGUGUGCCGCUUGAUUACAGCUAUAUAUAGACACAUAAAUGACAAUUAUGGACCGGAUAACCGAACGAUGAAUGCGAAAAAUAUUGGAACAAUGGCUGAUGAAUUAAUACGACCGCUGUUUAGAUGUCUUCAGCAAGAUUAUAAGAAAACAACGAAAGUAAGAAGAGUGCAUGUUGUUGUGCGUUGAUGAGAAUGCAUAGUUUAUACACAGAAUAAAAAUGACAGCGCGAUGAAGAAUGGACGUAAGUGUUUUUAUUACAAGUGGUGAUUUUUUUUAACUAGCUAUUACGCCUCAUCACUCCACCUUUCGGCAUCAUCUUCGACCCCCAGUAAUACAACAAUUUUUGAUUGACUAUUAUUGCUGUUGAAGUAACCUGGCAGGGGUCACUGUGAGCACCAUAUUUCGUCUUUUUUGCUCAUAUACAUAUACAUAGAGAGCGAGAGAGAGAGAGAGGAAGAGCUUUGCCCGGUAAUUGACGGUUCAUUUAGAUAAUCCGUAAUUAGAUAAUCCGAUCACGAUUAAUAAAUUGAAUUGCCCCCCCGAAUAAAUUCGCUUUGUCCGCUCCGGGUUAACUGUGUUACCCGUCGGAUAUCAAACGGCUGCAUUACAUGUCUUCGGUGAUGUGUUAAGGCAAGCACUGAUCAGACACAAGGCAAACACGCUACCAACGUCACAAUUUGUUUUUUUAUUAUUCAUAAAUCCGAACCGGAAUUCUUUUCGUGCUCGCAUUUAUUUUCGCAUCAUU